Messenger RNA from Penicillium oxalicum, 840 nucleotides. RefSeq lists its product as uncharacterized. The record is from RefSeq and is a predicted model, not a curated record. Lineage: Eukaryota; Fungi; Ascomycota; Eurotiomycetes; Eurotiales; Aspergillaceae. The transcript is spliced from 3 exons. Bases 1 to 840 code for a protein of 279 amino acids.
AUGUCGCUCGAGUCGGUCAUCGCAGACACCCUCAAGAAGAUCCCGCUACCACGCUCUCAACAAGACCGGUUUCAUGUUGCGCUCGGCACAGCCGCCGUGGUGGGGGGUCUUUUGCUCCUCCCAUCCGUCUAUCGCGACUACCGAAUCUUCAAGAACUACGGAAAUGGUGGGGUUCCAAAUAAUCUCUUGGGGUGGAUGACGGUGCGGGCGCUGUUCCAGCCCUUUGGCCGUGAAAUGCUCAGCACGGAGGUGUAUGUGCAGCGGAUUGACGCGACAGACGGGCAUGGCAAGGGCCAUGAUGGAUAUUUGACUCUGUCAGAGGAACAAUUGGCAUCGCGCAAAGGAGACGGCAGACCCGAGGUCGGUCCGCAUGUGGUGCCACAGAGACAGUUGACUCAGAUCCCUGACGAGGAUAUCAUGGAGAGAUUCCACUCGCGAUUUACAUCCUUUGGCUUGCGUAAUCACCAUCUCGUCAAGUUUCAACAGUCGAACCUUGAAAGCCAUUCAGACGCGUUAUUUCUUGCCAACCACCUCCCCAUUACCGAUCUAGCCACCUGUAUGCAGGGGGAGAUUGCGCAUGUACACACUGACCAUGAUUACUCGGUUCAUGCAGUCAUGGCUCCCGCCGAUUGCAAAAAAAUCAUCGAAGCCGGCUGGGGUCAACGACAUGCGUUCUCAGGUACAUCGGCCAUGACGUUCCUCAGUCUCGGCACGAUACCCAAUAUUCCAUCCGAGUAUCUCCUCAUUUAUGCACCCCGGACCGAGGCUGAGAUUGAGGUUGUCAUGGAAAUCAUCUCCGCCUCGAUCAAGUUCAUGACCGGGCGGGAAGACGUUCGGUAG